AGCCAGUGUUACCUCCGGACACUCUGGGAGGAGCUAUUUGGAGAUAGGCCUGAUAAGCUUAUUUUGUAAAUAGUUUUUGACGUUAUUUGUAUUUAUUCCGUCGAAUUUUAUACUGCAUGUACAUUUAUCAUUAAAUUGUUGUACGUGUUGUUUAAGUGUAUGACCUUGGACACACUUUCUUCCGUCGUGUUACAUUCAUAGCUUGACACAUUGUUAACUGCUAACAAAUACACUGCUAUACACACACGUCUUGUUCUUCAUUCGCACGUGAUUGUAUUAACUGAACUCUAAAUCAAAUGCUGUCUACAUUUAUAGACUAUAAUCGGAAUAUAUCAUAUUCUACAUUUGGUUAUACCACUCGGAGGACAACAACCUUACUGAAAUCUUCAAUCAUCUAUAAUUGUGGAAUUUGGUACCAGACUCAAUCAGAACACACACAAACCUGCUGAAUUAACCCUGAGAAGAGGUGGUUGUGCAUGGAGUCACCGAACAUCCUCAUAUCAAAAGCGUGGAGUAGGACUCAUAUCAUCAAUGAGCUGUAUACCCAGUCUUUCGUCACUAGACUAGUUUCACGGCAUCUUCAGCAAUUUACUAGUUAGUUAUGUUAGAUCCAGUGAUUAGGAACUACAAGACUUUUUAAUGAAUGUAUGAAUAUGUUGCAAAGUUUGUUCAUUAUAAAUCAGUCGAAUGAAAUAUGUUUAGAAAAACACUGGACAAAAAACAUUUCAAAGACAGUUUACGAUACCUUUUUUGAUGCCGUCACAAAAUAUGCAGCAGGUGAUGUGCCACCCGUUCUAGAAACUCCAAGCAAUUCACUCAUUCAUAUUUUGCGCAACAAUUUAUAUUUUCUAGCUGUGUGUGUUAAUGAGCUACCUCCCUUACUCGUGAUUGAGUUUUUAGAUUGCGUUCAUUCAAUAAUCGAAGAUUAUUUUGGCUCCGUUACUGAAACAUCAAUCAAAGAAAAUGUAGUUUCAAUAUACGAGAUUUUAGAUGAAAUGCUUGAUGGUGGUUUCCCACUGGCCACCGAAUCUAAUAUUCUAAAAGAAAUUGUGCGUCCUCCCAACUUCCUUCAAUCACUAACAGAUGCGGUUACUGGAAAAAACACGAUUAUUGGGUCCACACUCCCUACAAACCAGUUAUCGAAUAUACGUUGGAGACGUUCUGGUGUGAACUACACUAGCAAUGAAACGUAUUUCGACCUGAUUGAAAAGAUAGACGCGAUUAUCGAUCGUUCUGGUUAUGUAAUUUCCAAGGAGAUUCACGGAUCAAUUAAAAAUUGACAUGUGUUCAAUCAGACUCACACAGAAAAUUACAUGGUGGAUCAAGUGUCUAAAUUACAGUGAGCAGAUUAAUACAACGCAAACCAAUAUAUAAAUCAAUAUAGUUCCGACUAGAAUUGUCGUGGUUGCUCGUGCUUCUGGCUGCUUGCGGAAUAUAUUUUCCCGUUUCGAACUUAAACUUCUCUCUCUAGUCGGCGGGGCUGGGACGCAUCAGAAUAUCUAGCUUAUUGGUCUUUGGUCACAGAGUCUUUGUUCCGUUCUCAGACUAUGUGAACUCGUAAUCGCUUCAAACAUAGCAGAUUCCAUCGCAAUCCCAAUAGGACUCAUUAAAUCUGAAUUACAUAUUAAAAAGUGUAUUGGGAAUCGCUCUUGUUAGAUAUUUUUAACCAUAGAUGUUGAUGCUUAUAUUCUUCUUUAUCGCUCGGUUGCGUUAUCACUGUAAUUAUAUUAGCAGAAGAAUAUCUGUGGUCCUCAUUUUAGCUGAACAGUUUUAAUCUUAAUGAAUAUUUGAAUGAGUAUACUUGAAUGGUUUUAUUACUUCCCCUACCUUCUUUUUUAUUGUACAUUGGGAAGUCUAUAAAUGUAGUUUGACUAGUCUUAAGUGUAUCUCUGUAGUUAGUAUACUUUCUUACUAUAUGCAUCCGUAUGUUAUUUAUUUGAAAUGUGUAUGGGCUGUCGCAUUCAGUUAUCGUACACAAGAUGAAUGCUAUUUGUAAGUAGUAUCCAGACAAAUACUUAAUCAUAUUUUUCAUCGUUCGCUAAUAGGUUGAAUGUCUAAUUAAAUUAUCCGGAACUCCAGAUAUAACACUGGCUUUCACAAAUCAUCGGCUGAUUGAUGAUGCCAAUCUUCAUCCUUGUAUUCGCUUCUCACGCUGGAAGAGAGAAAGAAUCCUAUCGUUUAUACCGCCUGAUGGAAAGUUUUGUUUGUUCAAUUAUCAUGUAAGCUCAUUAAGCCCUGUAUCACUUCCUAUCAUACUAAGACAUAAUGUUCUUCUCCGUGAACGUGGAGGUCGUUUAGAUGUAGUGGUAGUACCAAAAACAAUGGGUAAACCUGUAAGUAAAAACCUUCAUGUAGAGUUAUGUAAAAAGUAAUAAUCUCAUAUCACAUUUUUUUAAUCAGACGUGUUAGUUGUCUUUCUGUUUCGAAAAAAAAUGUUACACAAAUCAUUCUAAAUAUACACUUAUGCACUCAGAUAUCUGCUCCAACCGACCACUGAGUAGUAAUUAAUUUUUAUACUUAUCCAAUCUCUUGCGCUGAUUAAAUUCUAUCAAUUAAGUUCUGAUAUUGAUACUAGCCUAAAUGACCUGACAUCGUGUGCACUAUUUGUUAAUAAUAAGUGAUUUGAAGUAACUAGAUGAUCGGGAGUGUCGUCUCCGGAAGAGUUAUUUAUUUCCUCGUAAAAAUCUGAUAAAAGACGUUAAAAUCAAGUUAUAUUUCAUUGUACUUGGAGCUGAUAUAGAUGAUCUUUUUGACUUUAUUAUAACGUCAACUGUAAUCAGUGUUAUUCUUGUAAAACAAUCAUAACCUGCAGUUUUAAAUUUGAUAAUCGGUUCAGUAAAUCAUUUGACUUUUUUUUCACUAUCAAAUAAUUAACUGAUUAAUAUAGAGAGAAUAAUGGUAGCGUAAUUAAAACAAAAAAUCAAAGUUUUGCCGUCAGCAACAUAUUCAUGAGAAUUAAUAACUGUGUACAAGUUUAUAUACUAAAUUGUAAGCUUUAUCGUCUGGUAAAAGCUGAUUAGAUUAGAACUUUAACAUGCUUAAACUGUUGACUAAAUAAUUAAAAAACUUUCAGCCAAUUUACAGAGCGAAAAAGGAUUAUACAAGAGUAUUUACUUUAUAUUCGAAUUAUAUAUUAUUCAUGCUGAUUUCCCACCUCUUACAGGUUGAAAAUGUAAAACUUACCAUCCAGUUACCACCAGAAGUUUUAAAUAUCACAGCAUCUCCAAGUGUUGGACGAACUAGUUUUGAUGUAACAACAAAAUUGUUUCAAUGGGAUAUUGGUCGAAUUGAAACAAAAUCUCCAAAUCCUUCAAUGAAAAGUAGCGUGAGUUUUACUUAAUUUCCUAAUGUUUUCAUUUGUCUAGUUUGCAGUAAAAGUGCAUAUAUUUGAAAAUUCAUUAUCCACUAUGACUACUGUCUUUGAAUAGUUUGAUCAAGUAUUAAAGUUUAAACCUUGCGUUGAUUUUUAUCAAAUUAAAUUAAGAUGUUAUGCCCUGGUACGGCCGAGAGUGGAGAGACUCCGCUCUCCCUCUCGAAAUGCUCUCACAUGGCCACGCGUAUAUAGCCUCUGCCAGGGAAGUCCUACUCACUGCCUUCUCGUGGAGGGGGUGUUGUUUACGAAAAUGAGAGGACGAAAAGCGAAUGUCCGGCGCUUUAACCGAAUUCCAAACCAAUGGUGCACAUGGGCUCCAGUAUCCUUCGGGAAUAAAUGUCGUAUGAACCAAUCGUUGGUCUCCGGCUUCCAUGGGACUCCAUCUCCCUACGAUGCUCCACUGCCUUGUGGAUCAGUCCUUCAGGUCGAAGGCUCCGGGUGUGGCCUUCUAAGAAAACCACCUCCUUCGCUUUGGGCACCCGGGCAGUAUCACAUCCCUCUCACAAAUCAAAUGGGAUUUGUGUGGCGCAUAUGUAUUUGGUGCCUCCCUGUACCAAUAUCUAUGUGUUAAAAAUAAUACUUAAUGAAUAAAUGUUGUUUUAUGUAACAUUAAGAAUUACUUUAACAGUAAAUUCACAUGACAUAUUGAGUAAAGAUUGGUAUUAUUUAUGGAAAUUGGAUAAUAGAUAUGUUGUUGCAUAUCUUGUAAUGGUUAUGUUGUAUCUUAUGGAUUAAGGGGAAAACUGUAAAAACUAAAAGCUAGAAUUAAACAUAGUAAAUACAUCAUAAUCUUCAGUAUUUCACAUUUGAAUUUUUUUUAAAUAACCUGCAAAAAUGUAGUAAUUAAAAUGAAAAGUAAUCAGAUGGUCAAUUGAUAAUUUCAUGGUGGUUAAUAAAUGCUCAUAAACCCCACCCGUCAUGCAAAAUCCUUCCCCAUCCCAACUAAACGAAUCGAACAAGUGAACAAUAAAUUUAUCGGUUUUUAAUGAAUAAAAGAUGUUUCUACACAAAUUAACUUCCACAUAACUCUCUAAAAUGUCUUAUUAAGUGUAUUAUUCUAAUUGUAAUCAUAAGUCCAGACUUGUUCAGACAAGUUACUAAUGUUUUAGCAUAAGUUGAGUUGAUUGUUAUUCUGGAUGCCAACUUAUUGGUCCAAAGGUUAAGCUCUCGUUGCGAGGCUGUGAAGGUCCUAUGUUCGAUUUUCGGUAGGAUCGCAUAUACAUUGCUUAGAAGUAAGACAUUUUACGGUGCUUCCUGGUCUUAAACUGUUGUUUAAAUAAGGUCAGUUUGUGAUAUUAAAAUUAGUGAUUCCUGCUAAUCACUCUAAAUUAGAUUAUAUCGUAUAACCUUUCCAACCAUGUGUUCUCACCCUUAAAAUCCUUGUAGAUCGAUUUAGUUAGUGGUCUUACUACAUUACCAUCAAAUCCUGUAAUCGUCGUAAACUUUUGUAUUCCACAAUUCGUUGUAUCUGGGUUGAAAAUUGCUAGAGUUGACAUUUAUGGAGAGGUAUGUUUUAUCCUAUUUUAUCUGAAAUAUUACAGUAAAGGCCUUUACUAGCUCUUAAGAUGACCGGCAUAUAAUUGCACUUAAAUCAUUUAUUAGUACUUAUUUACGUCUCACAUUAGUAAUCAAAUCCAAUUUUCUUUUUGAUUGCGUGUGAACAGAUAAUCAGUUAAAAUAGUUUCUCACAGAUACUUGUUUUUUGUGUGUAUAUGGCCGACUGCCGUAUAAUUUAAUGUGAGUAUUCGAACUACUUACAAGUAGUUAUUUUUUAGUUCUAAAAGAUAUACUGUGCCACUGUUAUAUCCGAAGAAUAAAUGAACGGUAACGGCUUGGAGUUACGUGUGGACCAUUAUUACAUAUAUUCUUAUUGUGUAAUUACUAAGCAACUACAUUAUAUAUAUAUAUAUAUAUAUAUUCCUCUUAUUAUGAGCUUUCAUUUGACCUAUUGGCUGCUGUUAUACGACUUCUUAACUUAUUCCCAAUUUGUCAGUUACAGUAUCUCUCAUUCACGACCACUUCUGACCUGAUCUUGUAUAAUUAUUAUUUUUCAGUUAAUAGUGUGGUGCGAACUGGUGUGCUUAUAUAUAAACCAAACAUGUCUGAAAUAUACGAUUCAUAUAGCGGAGGUUGAUAUUUGUGUUCUGAACUGGACGGGCUGGGUAGGCGAGAAGUUGCUAUACAGAGGACCAAUAAAGACUCAGAGUUGACUCAUGGUUCUGGUUCACGCAUCGUUGGUUUAACACGGGGAUAAGAUCAUAUGAUUCACGUGCUGAUUGACAGAGUCACAGGACAUAACCCCCUAUUUUCUAUAUUAUUUACCCAGUUGUGCUCUAGUUGGAUAUCCCGCUUUUUUAACUUAAAAGGGCUUUGUAAUUGGGGGUGAUCUACUAAAACCAAAGUUAAGAAUCUUUUUUAUCACAAAUGCAUCCAUGCAAGUUAAUGGCUUGUUAGUUAUUUGAUAUUUGAAUAAUUUAUUAUCCAGUAAACCGAUGUAUAUAUAUCAAGGCUUAAUUUCGUUCAUUUGUGGUAAAAUGAAUUAACUGAAAUAACAGAGAACGUUGAUUUGAAAUUAAUUUGUUUGUUCUUGCGGGCUAUGUUGGAUUUCUUGGGUCGUUUUUUCUUUUCGCUAUCUCAUCUUUGUAUCAAGUGACUAACUUCAGUGUGAUUGUUAAUUUUCUUAUAAAUAUGUAUUAAGUGACCCAUAAUUCUCUAUUAAAUAUUAUUUUUAUUUGUGUUCCUAUCUAUUUUCUCCUUUUAGAAAUAUAAACCAUUUAAAGGAGUCAAAUACGCAACGAAAGCUGGUCAAUUUGAGGUGCGAACGUGAGAAUAGUCAACUUAUCUAGUAAAAUAGCACUGUCAAAUGAAUUCUUUUCUGUUUUAGCAUUUACACCUUACUACCCAUCGUUGUUAUCUUGUUUCUUGUUGUUAUGGAAUUUGUUUCAUUGAUUUGCUUCAAUCCUUCAAUAUUAGUACUUUGUGAUAAUUUUUUUUCUUGUGAGAAAAAUAAUUACUUUAUUUAAAGUCUUCUGACAAUUAAUUUGUUAUGUCUUUGUUGAAUUAAAAGUUAUUCCACAACAAUCUGUCAAUACUGUGAUUAAUGUACACUUAUGACUUGUGGUUAUUCACGAAACAAUAACACAUUGCUUUUUGGUUAUUUUUGUGAUAAAUAUUCUUUUCUAUUCAUAGUCAGUCAACUAGUAUGUUUGUUUUCGGAAGUGUCUUAAAAUACAUUUUUAUUGUUCAUUUUCUAACGAGUAUGAUGUUUCAAAAGUGUCGACUUCAGCUAUCUGUAACGCAAGUGAAAUUUCUAUCUGAUUAUCUAGUAAAGAGCGAGUACAGCUCUCAGCACUUCUGUUUAUUACUUGUGCUCCUAUUAAAAAGUGAAAUAUGUGUGUAGCUUGCUGAUGCGUAGAUACGAAACACAACGCGCAUAUAAAACUAAUCAGUGAAGAGUGAUAUUGUUGAGAAUAGAACACUAAAUAAAUACAGUAGGGAACUGAGUUUUUUAUGUUGCGUACAGUAUAGUCUUUCAAGUAGAACUCAACUAUCCUAUUGGUUCUGUCAAUUUUACCUGUUAACUAAAUGCAAGUUUGUUAUUUUAAUCUAGACAUUCUUGAUUACUUUAAACAUGAUAAUGUAUUGGUCCAUGUUUUUAAUUUGUCAAACUGGAUUUUUUGUCGAUUGUUUGAACUCCACAGGAAACAUCGGGUUCCUCAAGAUUAUAUGUACACCUUACUUAGGAGUUUUAACUAGCAUGUGUUUAUGUUAUUAGCUAAAUGAUAUCAUACUCUAAAAAUAUUAUUUCUUCUAAUGACUAUAUUUUGUUUUGUUAAUUUUACUAUCCAAAUAAAUCAUAUAUUUUUGGAAUAUUCAUUAAUUCGGCAAUAUGUUACGCAAUCCAAACUUUUAUCAUAAUUUUUCCCCACCUCAUCAGAUGGACAUGCGCCUGAAAGAAAUUUUAGUUAGAUAAAAGUAAAUCCAAAGUGAAAAUACUUUUUAUUUAGUGUUCUUUCUUAAUGGAUCGGUCGUUUUAAUUAAAGCUUAUUUUACUUGGUUAAUAUAUUACAUAGAAACCGUAACUUUUAUUCUGUUUCGUGGGCUUUAUUUUAACAGUUGAUCUUUAACUGCUGGUUGGGAAGCAGAUGCGAAUUGCGCUCCACCUAUUUCGGGUUGUAUCACUAGAUUUUAGGUAUGAAGUGUAGCUCAAAGCUGGUUACAAGAAACAAAAAUUUGUCAUUGAGUUACACUCGAAUUUAAAUACCCAUUUAACUAGUACCAAAUAUAUUUCUAUGAUAUCCCAAUAAGUGCUCACCGAGUUAUCACAAAGAUGUAUUUAUUAUUAACUUUCUACCCAAUGCUUAAUUUAUUUGAAACUAUCAAGUCCAACGUUGGCAGUGUGAUACCCACAAACCUGUUUAACUGAAACAAUAACUUAGUCAAUUAAUUCUCUAGUAUAGUAUGGUAUGUUAUCUGAAAAUUAUAAAAUGAAGUUUUCAUUUUUUUUUCAAAGUAAUUAAAAUAUUUUGUCGAUUAAGUUUUCCAAAUUUACAAUCACUUCUUUUCAGUGUAAUUUAUUAGAUGAUUUCAGUAAGUACAAACUUAACUAAUUACUACUAUUUAGUGGUUUUUCGAUGAAUUCACAUUUUUCAUUUGAGUAAAAUGGAAGAAAUGAUUUAUCUUGGAGUUAUCAUUACCAAAACAUUUCGAUUAAUUUAUCCUUUUAUCAACUGUAUUGAAACUACUUCACAUAAAACGAUCUUUAAAGCUUUACAUAUUAGCUGACGUACAUAAAGUGUUGAAUAGACUUGACUAAGUUAACAAUGAAUUUUGAUUCAACAAUAAAAAGUAUUAUGAUAGUACGAACUGUUGUUUUCCUCCCAUACUACUGAUAAUAAUGAUUGCUAAUUGAGAUGAUUAAACUAACAAAAUGAAGUUUGAUGAUCAGUCGAUUAAACCGAGCGUCGAAUUUCUGUAUCUAAUUUACACAGUAAUCAAUUUUAAUACUUGGUAGUUGCGAUUGUCUUGAUAUUUUGUUAAUCGCUGGUUUACGUAUAAUGUAGUUUAUUUCAGGCUUUUUUUGUGAUUCUAUAAAAAGAACGAUUAACUAUAAGUUUAUGUGUUCCAAAUUUAUCAUGAGAACUACUUUGCAGGUUUUUGUGAUGACAGAGAAGAUUUAUAGCUCAGCUGGAUGAUUUUGAUGGAUUUUUGUUCUCUGAGCUGGAUGUUUUGGUCGUGGAGCUUUCAUCGUUCUUAUGAACGACAUCAUCAGCACAAACUUCAGAUAGGUUUUUGUUUUUGUUAUUUUCAUCUAAACAAUUAUGAAUCUUACAGCUUAUAGGUUUUUCUGUUUAAAAAAAAACAUUGUCAUAAUUCUAUUUUGCAUAAUUUUAGAUAUUUCAAUUGGUUUGUUAAAAAGGGUGCUUCGAUUGAUUCAUCUGUUCCCAUCAAAAUUCAUUCUUCAUAAUAGAUAUAUACUGUCAAUCGAUAAUUUGUGCAUUCGAACGGAUAUUUCUUUCAACAUAGGUAUAUUAUAGUCAUAAAAUAAUAUUGUAUGCAAAAAUCUACAUAACAAUGUCUGAAGUAUCUACGCAUUAAUGAGUAACCAUAGUAAAUUAUAAAUCAAUAGGUUUGUACGAAAAACUAGUUUCAUAAAAUGAAAUGUUACUUGUCGAUCGAGAAAUUUAUAGGUAGGUGGAAAGCGUUCAUGGUCAUAAAUUACAUUUAAUACAAGAAGGAAAGUGUAUAAAUAAAAGUAGUGAAGAACCACGUCAAAUUAUAAAAUAAAUUAGCAAAUAAUGUCAGAAUUUCACAUAGUGAAUAAAAAUUUAAGUCUAAUAGUCAGGUCUCGAGUUGGUAGGCUGGUGAAUGAUUCCGAAAAUCCGAAUCUCGCAUUCAUGUACUCUUUUAAAUGGAUCUUAAUCAGAUCUAUUAUUUUCGUUAAGUUUUCUGUUUAUUGAAUAUUCUUAUCGUUGAUAUUAUAAGCUAUAGUUGACCAGUCUGUACUGGAAUAUGUGAAUCCUCGGCACGUUAUCAUGAUAAUUCCUUUAUUUACAAAUUUUUAAUAUACUUAGGUCCCGAUUUCAAUGCGAACAUCAACAUUACGGACUAGGGACAUCCAGCUAACUAGUCACAAAUCGGAUGGGGUGUGCAUUCUGUGUUCCAGUGCUAGUCACAAUCCACAUGUAAUAAAAAUAUUUGCUUAUUAUUGUGUAAUUUCCACUAAGUGACACAACUUUCUUUGCUAGUUAGCCUAGUCUUUUCGAUAGCUAUCCAUCCUGAAGCUUUACAUUAUUAGUUCAAUUUACAGUGAACAGUUGUCAUUUAGCUAUAUUAAUGCACGUGACUGAUCACACAAUACAUGCAACUCUUCAUUAUAACAAAAGUAGGGUUGAACACGUGAAUGUAUAUACGAAAUUUCAUUUGAAUUGUUACAUAACUGAGGUAAUCGAAACCAAAUGUACUCAAAUGAACAGCGUUUUCUUAGUAUCUUUGAGAAAAUAAUUGCAAAAUACUCUGAAUUAUAAGGAAUCGUAGUAUGAUUAUUGUUAAGUUAAUCUGUAUUGCUACUGCUUCAUUAUUCGACUUUCGGAUCGUAAAUUGAAACCUUAUUCACCAUUUACGACUUCAACUACCGUGCAUGUCUAAUAGUGCAUCGGUUCUCAAUUCUUUUCAUCCAAAUGAAUAAAAAAUUAUCUAUAUACAUAAGACUCUCUUUUUUGGAUAGCUUCAAAAUAAUUUAUCUUUAACUAUUCAGGAUUUCCACGUUUUAUUUUUAAUCUCCCAUCUUUUCAUGAAU
Molecule: messenger RNA, 10172 nt
Organism: Schistosoma haematobium
Lineage: Eukaryota; Metazoa; Platyhelminthes; Trematoda; Strigeidida; Schistosomatidae
Product: AP-3 complex subunit mu-2, variant 2
Exons: 8
Coding region: 648-1280 (210 amino acids)
Biological process (GO): endocytosis; intracellular protein transport
Cellular component (GO): cytoplasmic vesicle; clathrin adaptor complex
Source: RefSeq, a predicted model, not a curated record